UGUCCUGUCAGGGGCACACCUUUGCGAUGAUGACUCCCAAUUUGUAUCAUCAUUAUCAUCUCUCUUUCUCUGUCUCUCAGAUCUCCAUGAUUGAUUCAAUCUUCGUGAGGAGUUACCUAGUUCCAGAUCCAGUCAAGAAAACAAACCGACAAACAGAAGCUGUUCGAGUGGAAUCUCUGUCAAAAGAUUCCACCUUGCCACCUCACACUGGAAUACAGCAUAUUUUCUCUUCUUCUUCAUUCAGGUUUGAAACGCCUCUCCUGUAUGCAGGUGUCACCCAAGACAUUGUGACAACUCGUAGUGUACGGCUUGAAGUCUGCAUGUCUCAGAAAAAUACUCGAAAAGUCUUCCUAAUGGGCAUGGCGCACCUGCCCCUCCGUGUGGCAGUAAAACAUCCAAUCAGGGAGAAGUAUCCACUGAUCACAUGCAUGAAUCACACCAUCCCAAACAGCAUGAGAGUCUACAGUGCCCGAGACAUUAUCUUUGGUAACUCCCCUCUAGAUCAGUCGCUGUCAAGAUCUGAUUCCAUGCACUCAAGUUUUAGUUGCCCAGCGGCCACCAAAGACAUGUACCUAGGAAAUGUGGAGCAUUACUUGCGGAGAACCUCUGUAGAGCUUACUGAUUCCGAUUGUGAUGAUGGUGUUGGAAGCAGCAUUGACAUCAUCUCUACUCUUGGAAAGAGUAGCAGUUCAUCAGCCGGAAAUGUUGAUGUUCUGUCCCUGGCUGCAGACAGCGAAGAAGCCUCAACAAGUCUUCAAGAAGCAACUGGACUUCAAAAAGACGCCUAUUCUAGUGCUACGUCUGAUGGUAACUAUACAGAACACCCCAAACCAAAGAAGAGAAUUAUACCUUAUGAACUAAUGGAUAAAGUUUCUGUUUCGGAGAUAAAUCUUGAAAACCUUCCGAAGGAAAAGUCCCCAGUGGUCAAUGCAAUGGAGGAUGAUACUCCAACUGCAAAAAUAAACAUUAAAGAAGAUAACAUCAACAGCCAAGUUAAGACCACUCUGGUACAGAAGGAAAACAUUUUAAGUCAAGACUCGAGUAUUUCCACAGAAAAUGUGUUUACAAAUCCACUUGUUGGAAAGAAAAAAAUAAUUCCUCCAGAGCUACUAUCCACAGUGGAUAGUGUAUCCAGAGAACACCGACAAUCAGGCAAUCAGAAUUCCAACAAGGCAGGAACAGAACAGCAGAUAAUAGACACAUUAGAAGAUUCAGCUGCAGGUCUCCAAGACACUGAUAAGACCAAGGAGCCUGGGGCUUAUAGUGAAACCAGCAGCAAACUUGAUGAAAGUCUGGACGAGCAAAAUGACAACGCAAUGGAGAUGAACCAGUCCCCACAGUGUGCUGCCUUCUUAGAAACAUCUGACACAUCAUCUACCCCAGUUUCACGACCUGAAACUCCGAUCUGGGAUUUCUAUGACUUUACACUUGAGGAGGGCGUCAAAACUGAUCCUGAAACUGUAGCCGGCUCUGCAAACGAUGCCGCUUCCAUAGCCCUGGGAACUCUUCAGGAGAGCAUCCUACGUUUGAGCCAAGCCAAAAAAGUUUUAGACACUUGCACAGUCUCAGGUCCUGUGCUGCCAGCAAUAAUGGUUGAAGACUUUGAAAUGGAUGAUGAUGAUAAUGAUGUUCUUUCUGAUGAAGAUGAGGACAGUGUUGAAAGCUGA
Messenger RNA from Candidula unifasciata, 1667 nucleotides. The record is from the annotation of a GenBank genome assembly. Lineage: Eukaryota; Metazoa; Mollusca; Gastropoda; Stylommatophora; Geomitridae.